Messenger RNA from Sardina pilchardus (European sardine), 1622 nucleotides. RefSeq names its product ER membrane protein complex subunit 3-like. Gene Ontology annotation, cellular component: EMC complex; membrane. The transcript is spliced from 8 exons. The coding region runs from base 287 to 1072 and encodes 261 amino acids. Gene Ontology annotation, biological process: protein folding in endoplasmic reticulum. The record is from RefSeq and is a predicted model, not a curated record. NCBI's taxonomy places the organism in Eukaryota, Metazoa, Chordata, Actinopteri, Clupeiformes, Clupeidae.
GCGGCGGUGCUGCAUUGCUAACUUCGGCACAGCCUGCAGGGAUGGCUAGCGUGGCGCUGGCUUGUAAGAUUAAUAUGUCCUUGGAAUCGUUAUUUGUUUGACUUUUUGUCUUCAUGACUACUACUUUGUUGCUAGCCUCCGCUGAGCCUAAAUAUCCACAUUUGCCAUAAAUUACACUAAACAAGUAUUAUCCGUGAGCUUCCUACAACGGUAACUUAGGGAACUAGUGCUCGAACGCUACCUAGCUUGCUGGCUAACAAGCAGGCGAACGCCAGUGAAACUCAAAAUGUCUGGACCAGAGUUGCUUUUGGAUUCCAGUAUCCGUCUUUGGGUAGUUUUACCAAUUGUCUUUAUUACUUUUUUCGUUGGAGUGAUCCGUCAUUAUGUCACACAACUUUUGCACAGUGACAAGAAAGUGGAUCUUGAACAAGUGUCUGACAGUCAAGUGUUAAUGAGGAGCCGAAUACUGAGAGAGAAUGGGAGGUACAUACCCAAACAGUCAUUUGCUAUGCGAAAGCAUUACUUCAAUGAUACAGAAACUGGGUUUUUCAAGAAAGUCAAGAGAAAGGUUGUUCCUAAAAACCCCAUGACGGAUCCCAGUAUGGUGACAGACAUGAUGAAAGGAAACUUGACAAAUGUUCUUCCGAUGAUCGUGAUUGGUGGAUGGAUAAACUGGGCCUUUUCCGGCUUCGUCACAACCAAAGUCCCCUUUCCCUUGACCCUGCGGUUCAAACCAAUGCUUCAAAGAGGAAUUGAGCUGCUGUCACUUGAUGCUUCUUGGGUGAGCUCUGCUUCUUGGUACUUCCUCAAUGUUUUUGGGUUGCGCAGCAUGUACAGUCUCAUCCUUGGACAGGACAAUGCUGCUGAUCAGUCAAGGAUCAUGCAGGACCAGAUGACUGGAGCUGCUAUGGCAAUGCCUCCUGACCCAAAUAAGGCCUUCAAGAGUGAAUGGGAGGCUCUGGAGAUCGUUGAGCACAAGUGGGCCCUGGAGAACGUGGAGGAAGAGCUGAUGGCUCAAGACCUUAACUUCCGAGGCCUCUUCAGUCAGGAGCUCAAACGUCCUGUCUUCUGAAGAUAGCUUCCCGAGUGUCCUUCGGUACUUGGAAUGAGACUGGUCAGUUGGUUGGUCAGUUGCUUUAUGUGAACAUGUGGCCCAGAUGGACGUCUGAACGUUCACUGAAAAUGUCUUAAAGUAUGGGAUGAUUAUGGAGAGGAAAGAAACAAAACGAUGGCGAGGAGGGAUAUUUAACAUCCAACGGUGCAGCAAAAACACACCAGCCGUUUAUAUUCAUACAUAACACAACCUAGUUUUUCAUAACAUUCAUUAAAAAUAAUUCCAAAGGGGUCGGUCGUCCCAUGCUCUUUUGAGUAUUUUAUAUUCUAUGUUAUAUUUGUUAAGAGAAAUCAGAGAGUUUGUCAUGAAUCCGUAUUGUUCAAAGCUUUUUCCACUUGAAUGUCUGGCUUUUGCACCUUUUUAAAUUCAGUGCCAAAUGAUCCACUUCUCUGCUGUAGUUGAAUAUACCUGAAUCGAGUGUCCCCAUUCUACUCAUUACUACUGAAAGUUGAAAAAUUGUCAGAUUGUUUUACAUAUUUAAUAAAAAAAAUACCUGUGGACAUAUAAA